UCUGAACGGCUCGGCGGAGCGAGGAGGACGGCUCGGAGCCGCCGGGAUCCCGGAGAUACGAAGAGGGGUCGCGAGGACCCCCGCCGCAAGAUGCUGCUCUCCAAGUUCGGCUCGCUGGCGCACAUCUGCAGCCCCGCCAGCAUGGACCACCUGCCCGUCAAGAUCCUGCCGCCAGUGAAAGUGGAGAAAGAGCCCUUCGAUAAAGUGUACCAGGUGGGCUCGGUGCUGGGCAGCGGCGGCUUCGGCACGGUGUACGCGGGCAGCAGGACGGCCGACGGGCUGCCGGUCGCUGUGAAGCAUGUGGUGAAGGAGCGGGUGACCGAGUGGGGCACGAUCGGCGGCGUCAUGGUGCCCCUGGAGAUCGUCCUGCUGAAGAAGGUGGGCUCCGGCUUCCGCGGCGUCAUCAAGCUGCUGGACUGGUACGAGCGGCCCGACGGCUUCCUCAUCGUCAUGGAACGGCCCGAGCUGGUGAAGGAUCUCUUCGACUUCAUCACGGAGAAGGGCGCGCUGGACGAGGACACGGCACGCGGGUUCUUCCGGCAGGUGCUGGAGGCCGUGCGGCACUGCUACGGCUGCGGCGUGGUGCACCGCGACAUCAAGGACGAGAACCUGCUGGUGGAUCUGCGCACGGGCGAGCUGAAGCUCAUCGACUUCGGUUCGGGGGCCCUCCUCAAGGACACGGUCUACACCGAUUUCGAUGGAACAAGAGUAUACAGUCCUCCAGAAUGGAUCAGAUACCACAGAUACCAUGGGAGGUCAGCGACAGUAUGGUCUCUAGGAGUCCUCCUUUAUGACAUGGUGUGUGGCGACAUCCCAUUUGAGCAGGAUGAGGAGAUCUUGCGGGGACGACUGUAUUUCAGGAGAAGAAUUUCACCUGAAUGUCAACAGCUUAUUAAAUGGUGCCUUUCACUGAGGCCUUCAGACAGACCAACACUUGAGCAGAUUUUUGACCAUCAAUGGAUGCACAAAUCAGAAGUAGUGAAGUCUGAGGACUGUGAUAUAAGGCUACGGACCCUUGAUACUGAUGUAUCGAGCACAAGUUCAAGUAAUGAGAGUCUGUGAAUGGCUAAGGACCUCGCACUGGGAGGGGAGCUACAAGCAGAAAGACCACAGUGCUGCUGCCAAUACGUAGGAGGGGCUAGAAAAAUGCAUUCAUUAUUCUGUAGUUGAAUCUUUGUCUGAGGGACUUGAUUUUAUUUUCCCCUUUUGCUGGUUUCUGCUUUGGAAUGAGAGAUUUCCUUUGGAAACGCUGAUGUUUAGGAGUUGCAGGCCAGUACUUAGUCAAAGACUGACCUUAUUAAGAAAGCAGUGACCUCUUGAAUACAUGGUAAACUUUUUUGCUCUCAUAGAGCCUGGACUAGAUUUUAUUUGCUUUUGAGUGCCUUUUUGAAAGCUGCUUCAGUGGGACUUUCUUUUUUGAGCUGUGUAUGUCCAAAGAAGAUCCAGUUCAUCAUAGGAAUUUGCUGCCUUCAGACUCAGUGCUGGGGGAAGCAGCUCCUAUGAUGCAUUGGAGAACAUGUUUGGUGAUUGAAUGAAGUAGUCCCAUCCACUGGUGAUGGAAUACUUGAACACAGACAUUUCACUCCUGCCCCCCGCCCCUUUCCAAAUCCAACCCACCUCUGCUGCUCAAAAUAUUUCCUAUAGCCUGCACAGAAAUACAAACAGGUAUAUCAGCUUUUUUUAUUGGAAACAUUUAUUCAUGUUUCCUUUUAUCAUCUCUACCACUGGGCAUGAGAAGCCCCUUUCUCAACUCCCCCCGGCCUUUUGUCACCCUGCGAGUCUUAAGAGUAUGUAUGGGCAUGUUGAAUGCACAAUCAAUGCAAUAUUCAAGGACUUUACUUUUUUUCCAUACCUGUAUAAUGUGUUUAUGUAAACUUGGUUUUCCCAUGUACUAUACAGUUAUUUAUUGUUUGAAGUUUAGAAGACCUCCCACAGGUUUCAGCUGUGGCUAUUUAUUUGGUUAAUUUAUUUGGUUAGAGUUAUUCAACACUGUGCUUUCCCUUCCUUCUCCCCAUGGGAAGUCUAGUGAUUUGCCCAUGGCACUUUUUUUCUGCAUUCCUGUCAACUUUUGUU
Centrocercus urophasianus (Greater sage-grouse) is the source of this 2073-nucleotide messenger RNA. It is a transcript of the gene PIM3, whose product is annotated as Pim-3 proto-oncogene, serine/threonine kinase. The record is from RefSeq and is a predicted model, not a curated record. Bases 91 to 1062 code for a protein of 323 amino acids. Gene Ontology annotation, molecular function: ATP binding; protein serine/threonine kinase activity. The transcript has 6 exons. Gene Ontology annotation, biological process: regulation of mitotic cell cycle; protein autophosphorylation; negative regulation of apoptotic process. Gene Ontology annotation, cellular component: cytoplasm. NCBI's taxonomy places the organism in Eukaryota, Metazoa, Chordata, Aves, Galliformes, Phasianidae.